Molecule: messenger RNA, 1041 nt
Organism: Anastrepha ludens (Mexican fruit fly)
Lineage: Eukaryota; Metazoa; Arthropoda; Insecta; Diptera; Tephritidae
Product: protein ref(2)P-like
Exons: 2
Coding region: 179-565 (128 amino acids)
Molecular function (GO): protein binding
Source: RefSeq, a predicted model, not a curated record
AACACGUAUUUUAUCGGCCAAAGGAAUAUCGAAGUUUAGAAAACAAGUGAAGUACAUAAAUACAUACAUAUUUUAUAGAAACCAAAACAAAGGACCUCUAAACGAACGAAAGUGUCGCGUAGCAGAGAAAAAAGUUUAUUUUCACAGAAGUUCAGAUUAUUAGAAAAAACAAAUACAUAUGUACCAGAAGCGUCGAUCCAACCCCGCACAAAACUUUUUUAAAAUUACAUAUACUGAUGGGGAUCAUAAGCUGAACUAUUAUAUGUGGUAUCCACCGCUAAGUUAUGAGGGUUUGAUAAAUGGACUCUACGCGCGUCUUUUCGAGGAGAGGAAGUUGCCAAAGUGUGAACUAAGAAUCUACUGGCUUGAUGAAGAUUCUGAUCAAAUCGAUGUUCUCAGUGAAGAUGAUUACAAUCUGUUCCUACAAAAAAAUGGUGCGAAAGACCACCUUUUUGUCGUACCAAAAGCUGUAAAAAAGGAAGAAACACACGAAAAGAAAGCUGAACACGCUGAUGUUUCUAGUGAACAGCCCAAAACCAAUGGCCAGCCAACAGCCAAGCAAUAAAUAAAUUAGCAAAGGCUGCACACUUAGAACCUAGUAUUUCUAGUAUUUUCUUACUUUGCUCUGUUUAAGUCACUUAAAUCUAAACUGCGCUUCUGCAUCCACUCGCUUUCGGCAUUGAACCGGUAAAUCUGCACCAACAAAAACCAUUGGAAUCUAGGAAAAGUGUUCAUUUCCGUUUUAAUAAUGAACUAUCACAGAAGUUAUUAAUUCUUUCUUUCUUUCAACAUAAAAAUGUUUUGCGUACACUGAAAUAUUUUGAACAAUUUUGAAUUCAUGUAUUUAUGUAUAUUUUUAGGUUUUAUUUAUGUAUGUGUUCUACAAAAGCAUACGAGUAUAUACUUCAUGUAUGUAGUUUCCGUAAAUUCAUAUUACAACUAUGUUUUACUCUUAUAAUAUGUAUGUAUGUGUAUGUAUACACAAAUGGUCUAUAAUAGUAAUUGGAAAAUCAUCUAUGUAUGUACAUAUGUGUGGUAGCG